AUGGAGCAUAUGCAGUACUGUGUUGAUCAUCCGGAGGAGAUUAACGAACUUGCUAAGGUUAAGGCUCAAGUGACCGAGGUGAAAGGAGUUAUGAUGGAGAACAUUGAGAAGGUCCUUGACUGUGGUGAGAAAAUUGAGCUGCUAGUGGACAAAUCUGAGGACCUUCGUUCACAUGCACAAGAUUUCAGAACGCAAGGAACGAAAAUAAGAAGAAAGAUGUGGUGGGAGAACAUGAAGAUUAAACUCAUAGUCGCUGGUAUCAUCAUUGCCUUGAUUCUCAUAAUCAACAUCUCGGUUUGUCCUGGCUUCAAGUGUACUUGA
Brassica napus (rape) is the source of this 321-nucleotide messenger RNA. Its product is annotated as putative vesicle-associated membrane protein 726. Lineage: Eukaryota; Viridiplantae; Streptophyta; Magnoliopsida; Brassicales; Brassicaceae. Gene Ontology annotation, biological process: vesicle-mediated transport. Gene Ontology annotation, cellular component: membrane. Bases 1 to 321 code for a protein of 106 amino acids. The record is from RefSeq and is a predicted model, not a curated record. The transcript has 3 exons.